Molecule: messenger RNA, 5521 nt
Organism: Drosophila elegans
Lineage: Eukaryota; Metazoa; Arthropoda; Insecta; Diptera; Drosophilidae
Product: CUGBP Elav-like family member 1-A
Exons: 6
Coding region: 2478-4481 (667 amino acids)
Biological process (GO): mRNA splice site recognition; regulation of alternative mRNA splicing, via spliceosome
Cellular component (GO): nucleus; ribonucleoprotein complex; cytoplasm
Molecular function (GO): mRNA 3'-UTR binding
Source: RefSeq, a predicted model, not a curated record
ACUUUUUGGCCUAUUAUGCUGAGCUAUACUAUACUAACCUUUUCCGCCUUACAUAUUUGUGAACCACAAAUUCACUUUCGAUAUUCCUCGGAAUAGAAACCUACACAUUAGAUUUUAUCAUGCUUCAAAUGGCCCGCUUAUAAUGGAAAAGCGUAACUUUCCGCUCUGAAUAUUUUCAUUUAGCAGCAAUAAUAACAAUAACCACAAUAAAAACAUCAAGCAACAACAAACCACAUUAGGUGCUGUGGCAGAAGCAAAGUUCACAGUGUAAAUGCGAAGUUUAUGUGAUAAUUGUGAGCAAGUUUGUUGCCAAGUAAAUUGCACCUCGAAGCUCAUGGCACAGCAAGAUAAUACAAACUUUACUAAAAGUGGGUUAGAAAAUUUAAAAACUCAAAACUUCGGCCCAACUAAUCAGCUCACUUAGAAAAAAAAUUACUUCGCAAUUUGUAUUCGUCUGGAGUCCAGCGAAGCGUUAACAAAAUGAUUACGAAAAUGUCACAACGAUGCACGUGUAUAUAUAGUAAUAGCCAUUUCGACAACGAAUCAAUUGGUUUCGCAUAUGUCGCAACCAUCAACAGAAAACUGUUCCACUUUGGGCCACCUGCAAAAUGGAAACUCUCGUCAAUAUUUGCACUUUCUUCUGAGUUACAUUUCAAGAAGAGAGAAGAGGCCGAGAGGCUGGGAAACUUGUCUAUUUACGCAUAUUUAUGUCUAUAUGUUGCCCAUGUACAAACAAGAAGCCAUCAGCUUCGACAUCAUCCUCAGCAUCACCCCAGCAUCAUCAUCAUCAUCUUCUGUAGGCAGUCUGUCAAUAGACUGGCAAACGUCAAUUUCAGCUGGGUCAGAAGAAAUUGAAAAUAGACAGUCGACAGGUGGAGAGGGGAAAAAUUCGGGCGGGGAGAACUAAAAAGAAAUUAGAAAAUACGAGUACUCCAAGGAAAUAUACAAAUUUCAUAGAAUUGGGUAAGAACUGAAGCCACAAAACCAAUUCGAACCAAUGGCGUUUCAGACUGAAAAGAAAUGUUCAACAAAAUUAUUUUUUAUGUUAUGUAUUUUAACACAUUUUCACUCGUAAGAUUUGAUGAAUUCCUGGCUAUUUUAUUAUUGCACUUUUGUGCAACCAACGUGAAAUCUUUGUUUGUAAUAGAACUAACUUUUGAUGAAACUUCUUCGUCUUCUGUUUAACAAUCUAAACUCAUAAAGUCAUUUGUUAGUCAGCCGUAUAAAACAAUUUGUAAUUCUAUGAAAAUAGAAAUGUAAAUGAAUCAAUUUAUUGUAAUGUAAUUUCAAACCCGAUCUCAACUACUCGAUACUUAAAGUUCUGGGGGAACUUCCCAAGGAAAUAACCGAAGUUUCAGAGUCAAACAAUUGUCGUUGUUGUAUCUGGAUAAAUAAGCUCGAAAUUUCACAAUCAUAUUGUUCGUAUAUGUUUAGGUGCCGAACAGUUGUCGGCUUGUUUAGUUUUCAAGCUCGAAACUCCCCACUUGGGUCUCAAGUUACUUAUUUACCUUCCUUCUCAUUUAUUGUAUAAACACAGACAUUCGUCUCUUUAAAACUCUGCUCAAGCUGAUUAGAGCUUCAUACAGGUGUUAUAUACAUAUACAGAAAGGUAGAAAGCCCAGCGGAUGGGAGUGGCCUGGUGCUAAGUUGCGACACUUGUGCAUAUUUUCACACAGGGAAAAAUUCCGAAGAGAUUUAAAUGUACUGGCAAAGUAUAAGGCUUAACUUCCCAUAUUUUAGGAAAAAACGAAAAUUUUUCAAUGUUUUUAGGAAGCGCAUUAAGUCUCCCAAUAUAUUAUAGUGAUAUUUUCCAUUGUAAUACCACACAAAUUGCUAAAUGAACGGCAAUAAAAAUUGUUUAAGCGAAAGUUGGAUGGGUUACAAUUUUUUUGUUUAUUUGCUUUGGAUUUUUCAAUGAUUUUAAUAUCGCUUACGGGGCUUCUUAACGGACAUUAAAUGCAAAAUCAAACAACUGCGCAAUGUGAUCGCCAUAAUAAUCGUAACAAUAAAAACAAAUAUGGUCCAUCUGUAUGGACAACCCGUACGGGCGGGUCAUGUCCGUCCCAUUAGCGCUCGGUGCGUUGAUGGGGAUGUGCAACAAAUUGAAUGUAAAUAACACAGAACGACAGUAAAAAAUACUACGUUAUUGCAAAAGGCAAACUGCACUCGCCGGACAAUAUGGCAAAUUAAUUAGUUAUACAAAAAUGGUAGACCAUAAAGAGCUGUGCUAAAAAAGAGUGAAACGCGUGUGUGUGAGGCAAAUAAAAUUCAAAUUAUGCACAAGUGAAUAAUUGUGGCAUUUUAAUGGCAGUCCUAGCUAAAAUAAAUACAAAUAAAAUAUUGCCUAUCGUUUUUAAUUUAGCCCAGGAGGCCCAUAAAAAAGCAAAGCAAAGUUUUAGCUAGACAAAAGUUUUUAAGCCCUUCGACCCCAUUUUUUUCGUGUGUGCGGUGGCGCCAUCUAGCGGUUAAUAAAUAACAUGAAAAACCCAAAUAUCAUGGAAUGUAGCAGUUCCCUAAACAACAACAACAACAACAGCAGCAAUGGCGGCAAUAUCAACGGAAACGGAAGUGGAAAUGGUAGCGUUAGCGAACAGCGCCUCCUAUCGGCCAAAGCCCAUGCAGCAUCUCCACCGCCCGUUUGCGUCAACAACAGUAACAACUUGAUCGUCCGCUACAACAAAAUGAGCCCGGGCAGCUCCUCCGUGGACUCAUCGCCGCCGCAUCAUCAGCAGCACUCGCCCCCACCGAUGCACCAUUCAAGCCACCCCAACCACCCCCUCCACGCGUCAGCCAUGUCCACAAACAUGGCCACAAAUGGCCAUCAGUUGUAUCCGGCGAUAACGGCAACGUAUUGGCUGCCGCCACCGAAUCCGGCGCCAUAUUUAGUUCCAGAGCGUAAACUUUUCGUCGGCAUGCUGAACAAAAAGUACACGGAGGCCGAUGUGAGGCAGCUCUUCACGGGCCACGGAACCAUCGAGGAGUGCACGGUGCUCCGGGAUCAGGCCGGCCAGAGCAAGGGCUGCGCCUUCGUCACAUUCGCCACUAAACAGAACGCCAUCGGAGCUAUCAAGUCCCUCCACCAAAGUCAGACCAUGGAGGGCUGUUCGGCUCCGCUGGUCGUGAAAUUCGCGGACACGCAAAAGGAAAAAGACCAAAAGAAGAUGCAGCAGAUUCACGCCUUCUGCGGCAUCAACACGCCGAGCGGUGCGUCUGCAGGCUCAGCCACACCCACCAUAAAUGCGGCCACGGCGCUGAUAGCCGCCCCGCCCUCGGCGGGACGCUCCAAUCCAUCGAUGACGGCCGCUCUGGCGGCAGUGCCGCAGGUCCAGCAAGCUGGCGCCGCAGCAGCUGCCCAAACGACCCUCGUUCCGAUGAACUCCUCGACCGCUCUCAGUGCGUCCUUGACGCCCAAUCUGCUGGCCAGCAACGCCCACCAGGGGGCGGCAGCAGCGGCGGCGGCGGCCGCCUAUUUGGGGGCGGAUCCAACCACGGCGGCCCACCUGCAGCUCUACCAGCAACUUCACGGAUACGGACUGAGUCCGGCGCACUAUCUGCCAGGACUAAAUUUCCACCACCCACCGGAAAACAGUGCCCACCACAGCCAGCACGGUCCCACCGCCGCAUCAGCAGCAUCUCUAUCGGCUGCAGCAGUCGUCGCUGCCGCAGCAGCAUCUCACCCACUUGGCAACGGCGGCGCACCACCACCCACACCACCCACAAGCGGUGGCAGCGGCGGCGGCAGCGGCGGCAGCGGCGGGAUCCCUGCCACCGGGCAUGCUGCUGGCGCUGGACUGCUCGCCGCUCCAUCCAUGUCUAUGCAGAAUCUGGUAACCCUGCUAGCCACGCCCUCCGCCCACCACCAGCUGACCCUCGCCAACGCCACCGCCCAUCACCACAGCAGCAGCAGCCCCAACAACAACAGCCAGAGCAACCUUCACCACCAACGACUGGCCUACGCCGCACCACCCCCCACGGCGACCGCCUACAGCAUGGGUCAGCUAAUGGGGCACACGGCCACGCCCACUCAGCAGGGGGGCGGCGGCCAAACGCUGACCUUAAAUGCGCUGUGGCAUCCCAAUGCAGCAGACCCCUAUGCAUCCUCACUAAGUGGACUGACAAAUGGCACACCCUUCGGAGCCGCAUCCCAACCUCUGACUGCCAGCGCCCUUCAAGCUGCAGCUGCGGGCGUGGCUGGCAAACAGAUCGAGGGUCCCGAUGGCAGCAAUUUAUUCAUUUACCACUUACCUCAGGAGUUCAUUGACACGGAUCUCGCGUCGACGUUUCUGCCCUUCGGCAAUGUCCUGUCGGCCAAGGUGUUCAUCGAUAAGCAGACCAACCUGUCGAAGUGCUUCGGUUUUGUGUCCUACGACAAUCCACAUUCGGCCAACGCGGCCAUUCAGGCGAUGCAUGGCUUUCAAAUCGGCACCAAGCGGCUGAAGGUCCAAUUAAAACGUUCCAGGGAUGCGGCCAAGCCGUACUAGGCAGCUUUAUGGGCUGACAUGGCUUAAAUGGGCGUGGCCAAGGCACCCAGCACACCAGAAAAUUCACAAACAAUGGAUGAAACUAGUUUAUACAAUUGUGCCUUUUAAGAAACGUUCUGAAACCAAAGGACCAAUUACAAAAAUAUAUCUAUUAAGUUAACACAAAACUAAAGAUAAAUAGAAUGCUUACAAAUAAUGUUCUCGAGUGCACAAAAACGAACCGCAAAAAUCAACCCUACCAAAGAAGUAGCUUAAAAGUUGCAUCCUUCUUGUAAUCACACUUGCUGAAUACCAUCAACCAUUUUCAUAAAAUCUAUCUAACUAUUCAACGUGGUCGGCAAACAAAUCCUACAAAUAAAAUAAAACAAAACCAAUAUAAAAUACAGAAAUUUUAAGCUGCGAUGUGGCGCCAAAGUAUUUUUCAAAGCCAAAUAGUUAAGCAAAGAAAAGGGAAAAACAAACAUCAACACAGAAGAGAAAAUUUAAUUUUUGGCAAUAAUAAAAGGAUAAAAUUUAGAUAAUUAAAGUUUAGUUAAAAGUUAAGGGAAUAAAUCUACCUAUAAAUAAAUUGUAGUAGUGAGCAAACAUUCGAAAUUACGUUCGUAGUGAGAAACAUUCAAAGGGAUAGCUAAAAAUAUUAAAAAUACAAGUAUACAUUUAAAAAAAUGUUUAAAAACUUUUUGAAAAGCUGAAACCGAUUAACUAAUUGCUCUAGCUAAAAGGCAAUGAAGCUGAUAACUUAAUAAUUGUCAGGCAAAUUAUCACUUCUGGUUUUGAUUCCUUAUCCUUACUUCAAAACUAUUUUAUAUUCACUAAUAGUUUUAAACUAUAAACUUAACGCAAAAGUAAAUUUUGUCAAAUUUGUACUUAAAAUGCACUUGAUGUUAGAGGGCAAAAUUUAAUUUAAAAAAAGUCAGACAAUUUAAAAUGUAAUCAAUUUAGCCUGUAUUUUAAUUUAACAUUUUACUGGAAGGUGUAAAAAUGAACCCAAUCGAGUGGUUUCAAAGAUAUACAAAUAAACUAUGAAAAAUUUAAAAAUA